AUGAGGAACGUUCUUGUGAGGCUGAAGCGAGCGUUCGAGGACUUACAGGCAGCCAGCAUCAAGGGCUGCAUCAACAAGGCCGACCGUCAACUCUACAAGCGUGCGGAGUACAUCAAGGAGCAGCAAGAGGACGAUGCAAGUGAAAGCGAAAGUGACAGGGCCAGUGACAGCGACAUCGACGAAAGGCUCAGCGUGUGGGAUUGA
Aphanomyces astaci is the source of this 204-nucleotide messenger RNA. RefSeq lists its product as hypothetical. Lineage: Eukaryota; Oomycota; Saprolegniomycetes; Saprolegniales; Verrucalvaceae. Bases 1 to 204 code for a protein of 67 amino acids. The transcript has 2 exons. The record is from RefSeq and is a predicted model, not a curated record.